GAAGACGUUUCAUCAUUUCAUCGUUCACGCGAGGCCCGAGGUGCUCAGGUUGGGCGUCUGCGCGGACACCCUCCCACGAGAGAAGACCGAUUUCUUGAAGCUCAUUGGACCGACAUGCCGGUUUUUACAUCUCGAUAUGUGCGAACACGGCAAUGUUGCGGACGUCUUACUGUGGCUCGAGGAAUUGCCGCACCUUCUAAGUUCCAGCGAGCUGGUCUACUUUGCGUUGAUGGUCGACAACGUCCCCAGAGCUGUUCACUUUCGUGAUCGCGAAAUCCUCAUGCAGUUCGUCGCCGAUCUCAUGUCCCGAUGUAAAUGCCUCGAGGUCGUUGAGGUGCAUUGGCCCUCGGAGCCUGCGUUGGGACAUUCCUGGUGGAGGCGAGAGGAGCCGCAAUUGGUCGAAAUCGAGGAGGACGUGUUCGAAAUCAACGAGGACCUCGCGAUCGAAAUCAGCGAGGGCCUCGGAAAGGCUAUCAGGGCGCAACAUUGGCAUGAAGAUCCGCAGGACCAUCCUUUCGGCGCCAGGAUGGAGAAGCUAAUCACAUAGAGUCAUAAGCUUAAUACCUGUUUACUGGGGAUCGAUUGCAGAGUAAUACAUGGAAUUCACCAUCGUUAUCAAUGAAACUGUC
Messenger RNA from Punctularia strigosozonata HHB-11173 SS5, 629 nucleotides. RefSeq lists its product as uncharacterized. The transcript is spliced from 2 exons. NCBI's taxonomy places the organism in Eukaryota, Fungi, Basidiomycota, Agaricomycetes, Corticiales, Punctulariaceae. The record is from RefSeq and is a predicted model, not a curated record. Bases 137 to 547 code for a protein of 136 amino acids.